Stegastes partitus (bicolor damselfish) is the source of this 2955-nucleotide messenger RNA. RefSeq names its product opioid growth factor receptor-like 1 (gene ogfrl1). Gene Ontology annotation, molecular function: opioid growth factor receptor activity. NCBI's taxonomy places the organism in Eukaryota, Metazoa, Chordata, Actinopteri, Pomacentridae. The transcript is spliced from 7 exons. Gene Ontology annotation, cellular component: membrane. The record is from RefSeq and is a predicted model, not a curated record. Bases 139 to 1338 code for a protein of 399 amino acids.
CUCCUCUCUGAGGGCAGAGUGAGUGCACUGCUCUGGCACGCAAAAAAACAAAAAUAACACGAGGCUGGGAGCACAAAUAUGUAGCAUUUAGUGAAACGAAGAGGAUAAUAAAAGAAGGCAGGUGUUGCAUGUUUUUAAAUGGGAAAUCUGGUGGGCAGCUGGCGCUUCAAGGAGCCGAGCACCGUGGAGGAAUGCGACUCGACGUGGGGAUCCGACUCGGAGAGCGACGAGCCGGCGGCUGAGGAUGACAGCGGCAUCUCCGACUCCGUCAGCCCGGCGGAGAGCGAGCGGGCCGCGGGACACGCCGGAGACUCGUCCCCGCAGCUGACUGACUCCCCGGAGUCUCUUCCAAAGAUGAAGAGGAGUUUCUAUGCCGCCAGGGACCUCUACAAAUACCGCCACAGCUACCCAAAUUAUAAAAAGUCCCGACAACCCAACGAGUAUCGUAACCUGCGCUUCUACCUGAACAAGAUCCCCCUCGUACCUGAUGGUAUCUACAUAGAGGAGAUUCUUUCUAAGUGGAGAGGCGACUAUGACAAACUGGAGCACAAUCACACCUACAUUCAGUGGCUGUUCCCAUUAAGAGAACAAGGGCUCAACUUCUACGCAGAUGAACUGACUCAGGAUGAGAUUAAAGAAUUCCAAAGCACUCGGGAAGCAAAGCGGAGAUUUCUGGCGGCAUACUCCCUGAUGUUGGACUUCUAUGGCGUCAAACUGCUGGAUAAGAGUGGUAAUGUUGCUCGGGCUCCCAACUGGCAGGAGCGCUUCCAGCACCUUAAUGAAUCCCACCACAACUACCUGCGGAUCACUCGCAUCCUGAAGUCCCUGGGCGAGCUCGGCUAUGAGGCCUUCAAAGCUCCACUGGUCCGCCUCUUCCUGGAGGAGUCCCUGUGCCACAGCACCCUCCCCAACAUGCAGCACAGCGUCCUGGAGUACUACGUCUACACCAUCCGCCUGCCUGCCACACGCCGACGCCUGCUCCGCUACGCCCGCCAGCACUACAGGCCUGCCCACGCCUUCCUCUGGGGUCCGCCGCCAAAAAGGCGAAGCGGUGGUGUUGGUGCUGGAGGUAGCUUCGGUGCUGGAAGUAGUGGGAUUAGAGCGCCUGCUCCAACACCGGAGCAACCGAGGAGAGGGGAGGAGAGCACCACCUCCACAUCUGCAGGUAGCGGGAUUAUUGUGUCUUCCCAUGAUGCCAUGAUGUGCCAGGACCUGGCUGGAGGAGGGCUCAAGGGCUGCGCAGGGCUUGGCUCCAACAUGGCUGGACUGGAGGGAGUGCUGAUGUUGGCAGGAGCUAGAGGGGAGAGGAAUGAGUACAAUGAGAUUGUUCCUUUGUAGGGAAUGUUGUUUUUAAAGCAGAAAAGAAAACAACAGUUUUUAAAAUCAACCCAUUCAAUUGUAAAGAAAUAAACUUUGGGAGGACCCUAUCGGCCAUGUAAACCCAGGGUCAGAACGGUGAAACACAUGAAUAGUUGUUUGGACUGUUAGAAACACAUCAUUAGAAUCAGUUCAGGUUAAGGGCUUACCAUAAACUCUGAUAGGACUUCAUUGCAAAAUAAUCAGCUUAACUGUAAUAAGGAUUAGAAUAUGGGGCUGGGGUGUUUGUGGAGGUGGGGAGUCACAUCCUGAGCCAAGCCAGACAAAGUUGUCCUGGACAAAAUCCCAAAACUCUCUAAACCAGUAGAGACCUAAAAUUAUGUUGCAAGGCUUUUCCUCAUCAGGGCUAUGAUCACAAAACAGCUUAGACAGAAGACUGCCUUAUUUAAUGUUUUGGUCUGGAAAUGAAGUGUGAUUCCUGAUUCUAAAGACCAUUUUAGAACCAAAGGUAUCAGCUGGUUGGCACGUUAGUGUUGCAGUGAUAUGGGAAACAAAGCCCUGCUUACUCAUUAGAUGCUGGAGCUCCCCCAAGCAACAAGCUGGACUGGGCUCUCUGUACAGGUGCUGUAAAGAGAAUAUUGUAAUGUAAAGAUGUAGAUCAGAAAGCAUUUGUUUACUUUUUCUUUUUUUUUCAUUUCCUGUGACAGGACAUAGAGAAGACAAAAGGCUUAAUUAUCAGCAAUACUUUGACACUGGAUUUUUUUUAAGAUUGACUUGAAAUCAUCACAUUGUCGUUAACAGCAGGCACAAUUCAAUUAUGGAUCAACUCUGCAAUUUUAUUCUCUGCAAAUCGUAAAGAAGUAUAAAAGCAAAAAAACAAAACCUGUUAGUGAUUUGAUAUCUUGAAGAAACACUUAAGAAUAGAAAGGCUUUUGGUGACAUAAACACCUUCAAACUGCAACUGGCAGCACGUAGAGCGACUGAAAAACUGUCUCUGUGAAGAUGAAGUCUAAAUAUAAUAUAUAACAACUGGCUGAAGGCAAAAAGAAAAUGCCUGCUGGUGUUGAAAGGCAAAGGCAGUACCUAGGGGAAAGGUGAAAAUUGUGCAAAUGAUUUUUUUUCAGUCAUAAAACCUUAAUAUUGAGCUGUUUAAGACUAAUUAUUUAUCACCAGUGACAUUGCUCUAAGAUUAUUUAAAUGCUUCUCUCCGUGUUUCAUUUUAAAGGGUCCUUGGUAAAAGUAGUGUUUACUAAGAAAACAUGUACUUGCUUUAGCCUUGUUACUCAUUUGAACUAAUGAGGUAGGAUAACAUGUUCAUUUUUAAUUAAAUAAAUGUAAAUGUAUGCUUUAAAGGCAGCCUAAUUAAAUACAGACAUCAAAACGAAUCUUUUGGAACAGGUAGCAUUACAAAAUAGCAGAUUGGGUGUAGUCUCGGCUAAGACAUACAAAAUGACAAAAUAACACCUCGGAGGUUCCACCUCUGGUAUGUGGACCAAAAAUGCUACGUAAAACUCAACAACACAUAUAUAAGAGACGGGGAAAAAAAUUAAAUAAACAAUAAAUACAUUAAAAACACAUUUGUAUGUCACCAGACUGAGAAAGUGGUGCGUACCUUUAUAUAAUCCAGUACAAAUAAUG